This is a messenger RNA of Mesorhabditis belari, 531 nucleotides long. The record is from the annotation of a GenBank genome assembly. NCBI's taxonomy places the organism in Eukaryota, Metazoa, Nematoda, Chromadorea, Rhabditida, Rhabditidae.
AUGAAGCUCAUUCUUGGACUUCUCCUCUUCGUCUCAGUCGCCUCCGCCGCUGCAGUGAUCUUUGCCGCAGCUGAUCAAACCAACAUCAUCGCGAAAUGGGAUGCUGGUUUAGCGACAGCAGCGGCCACUCGAUUGAACACAUUGGACCAAAAUACACCUUUGAGCUCUCAAACAUUGGGUGGAUCAGUUCCAGCAACACAAGGAGAUGUCCACUAUGGAAUCUACAAAACUGAUACAAAUGGAAAGACAGCUAGACAAAUGUUCGGUGCUGCCUGGAACACGGCCUGGUACGGGUACAUCAAAGAGAUCGGUCUCCCACAAAUGAACUACGAUCCAAAUCUCGUCAUUGCUCUUCACACCAAUGAAAAGAAUCGAAAUUUUGCUUAUCAGCGGUCUUACAUCGGGAUCGCUAGUGUACUCAACGGCCAACGACUGUGCUGCAUGUACCAACACUACCACAAUCAGCUGCACCACUGCCAAUGGACUCUGUGUCCAGAAAUAAGUGGACUCUUGUCAAGAAGCAUUUAUGAU